AUGACCGUGUUCCAACUGUUGGACCCGACACGUCAACUGAGCGACGACGAGAUCAUGGCGCUUGUGGCGGCGGCGGCUAUCGACGAGCCGUACGAGCCCACGGCGUUGGAAGAAGUCCUCUUGGGCUUUGAAGCGACGCUGGCGACCUUGCCGAUGGUUUGCGAUUGCCAUGGCUAUGAACGUCGGAACGUCGACGCUCUUGGCGCAGAAAUAUCCGAGCUGUUGGCGACGGACCGCCGGACCAGCGCCCAUCGAGCAGCGUACCACUGA
This is a messenger RNA of Saprolegnia parasitica CBS 223.65, 270 nucleotides long. RefSeq lists its product as hypothetical. The record is from RefSeq and is a predicted model, not a curated record. Lineage: Eukaryota; Oomycota; Saprolegniomycetes; Saprolegniales; Saprolegniaceae. The transcript is spliced from 2 exons. Bases 1 to 270 code for a protein of 89 amino acids.